This is a messenger RNA of Necator americanus (New World hookworm), 4485 nucleotides long. RefSeq lists its product as uncharacterized. Gene Ontology annotation, cellular component: cytoplasm; myosin complex; vesicle. The transcript has 38 exons. NCBI's taxonomy places the organism in Eukaryota, Metazoa, Nematoda, Chromadorea, Rhabditida, Ancylostomatidae. The record is from RefSeq and is a predicted model, not a curated record. Gene Ontology annotation, biological process: vesicle transport along actin filament; actin filament organization. Bases 1 to 4485 code for a protein of 1494 amino acids. Gene Ontology annotation, molecular function: microfilament motor activity; ATP binding; actin filament binding.
AUGGACGUCGCCGUACUCAGGUAUCUCGAGCCGUCCAAAUCGAACCACGAAGAGGACCAGCUGUUCGAGAACCGCAUAUGGAUUCCAGAUGAAGAACUCGGAUACAGACUAGCAUCUGUACUCGACGAAGGUCUUUCAGAUAUAUUGGUCGGAUUUCGUGAUGAGCAAGGAUUUUUUGAAAAGAAACGUAUCGCCAGAGAUGAAUGUGAAGCUCCAACGCUGAAUUCACAAGCGUCCGACCUCUGUCAGCUCACCGAACCGAAUGCUGCAACGGUGCUGGACGCGCUGAAAAGACGUUAUCUUCAGAAUGUGAUUCAUACAAACUGUGGUCUAUUUUGCGUUGUACUGAAUCCAUGGCGUGCGUUACCAAUAUACACUACGGAUCUGAUGUCCACAUAUCGAACAGGGGUCGGCGAUAUGUAUCCUCAUAUCUACACGGUGGCACAAAGUGCAUAUGAUGGAAUUCUAAGAGGUGGUCGUGAUCAAUCAAUACUUAUCACUGGAGAAUCUGGUGCUGGGAAAACAGAAAACACGAAAAGAAUCAUUGAAUAUAUCCUGGAAUGCUGCGGUAGUGCUCCAAGUGAUUCGAGGCAUCAUCAUCAUUUAAACAACAACAACACUACGAACGGAUAUACCGAUUACGGUAGCUCAAUCGGUAGCGAUGUGGUGUCAUCUGGAGUGCUUUUGGAAGCAUUCGGAAAUGCGAGGACAACACACAACAAUAAUAGUUCACGAUUUGGAAAAUUUAUUCGAAUUGAAUUCAAUGAACAUGGAAAAUUGCAAUCUGCACAAAUAGAAUGCUAUCUUUUGGAAAAAUCACGUGUGGUCAAUCAGAAUCAAGGAAAUCGAAAUUUUCAUGUGUUCUACCAAUUACUAUCAAACGCGUUUUCGGAUGAGACACGACAGCAAUUAUUGCUAACAAAAUCUGCCAAUCAAUACAAAUUCCUGAAUCAAGGUAAUGUGUCGAUCGAUAGGGAUAUUGACGAUGCAGCUGACGGAGUUCUCACUAAUCGGGCAAUGGAUAGGCUUGGGAUAACGAGCAGCGAAAAAAUGGAUGUGUACCGGAUGCUGGCUGCAUGCUUGCUAAUUGGAGAGAUCAAAUUUGGUGAACGUAGUGGUCUCGAUAUGAGUUACGUGGAUGGAAACGCAGAAAUUGAUGCCGUCACGAAGCUGUUAUCCGUAAAAUCAUCACGUCUUGUCGAGGCACUUACGCAACCGAGUAUAAAAAUCGGUGACAAGGUGAUACGAAAGAAUCAAAACAUGCAAAAGUCGGUGUUUUCCGCUGCAGCACUUGCAAAAGUGCUCUAUGAACGUAUAUUCCGAUGGCUUCUGGAGAAGUGUAACGAGGCGAUCAGCGAAAGCACAAAUAUGCUAACCGGAUCUGUUCUUAGUCGAUUCAUUGGUGUGCUCGACAUUGCUGGCUUUGAAAUUGUACAAAAGAAUUCCUUUGAACAGCUAUGCAUUAACUAUACAAAUGAAAAACUUCAAGCUUUUUUCAAUCACUUUAUGUUUGUCCGAGAACAAAGUGAAUAUCUUGAUGAAGGAAUUCUAUGGAUCCAGAAUGAUUUCGCGCACGAUCUCCAGCCAACAAUAGAUAUUAUCGAAAAGCCUCUCGGAUUGUUAUCGCUACUGGAAGAGGAAUGUGUGGUACCAAAUGGAUCCGAUCAGUCGCUUUUACAAAAACUCUGCACAAAUCUCGAAAAAUAUCCGGGAUUUAAGAAAGCCAAACAAUCACAAAGAUGUCUAGCAGUGAGACAUUUCACCAUCAAACACUAUGCUGGAUGUGUGGAUUACAAUAUUGAUUCAUGGGUGGAGAAGAAUCGGGAUGUUGUCGAAAACGCUGUGUUAGAAGUAAUGGGCGAAUCGACGAAUACGCUCGUAAAAACACUUUUUCCACCAGUAUGCACUGAUCUUACACGUUCACGUCGUGGAACGCUGUGUCAGUCAACGGUGUCGUUCCUUUAUAAGAAUCAGCUAACGAGUUUGCUAGAAACAUUGUCCUCCUCUUCGGCACAUUUUAUUCGUUGCGUAGUUCCGAACUACGAACGAAUUCCGAAUAAAAUUGACGGUCCACUUGUCCUUAAUCAAUUACGGUGCAAUGGGGUGUUUGAAGGAAUACGUAUAUGUCGUGAAGGUUAUCCGUCACGGCUUCCAUUCGCCGAAUUCGUCACCAGAUAUCACAUCCUGAACAAAAAUGCGCCACUAAACGGUCGUGGUGCUGAGGAGAUCUGUAAAACGGCAGGAAUUGACUCAACCCGAUAUCAGAUAGGAAACACUAAGAUUUUCUGUAAAAUUGGAGUGAUUUCUGACAUGGAAGCGAAGAGACGCGAUCAUAUUAAUGGAAUUAUUGUCAAUCUUCAAGCUAGGAUUCGUUGGGUUCACAUGCAACGAGACUGCCGCAUGCGAGAGAAAAGAUUGAAAGCCCUAAGCACCAUACAAAACAACGUGCGGAUUUUCGCUGAUAUAGCCGAAUGGCCAUGGUAUCGUCUACUGUGGCUUGUACGUCCUCUAAUACCCAAGGAAAGAGAUAAAGAACGCAUCCAAGAGUUGGAACAACUUAAUGAAGAACUUCAAAGUGAAAACGAUCAACUUCGUCAUGAAAACAUGAAGCUGUCCACGAACUGUGAUCUCCUUCAAGAAAAAGUGGAAGAGGCGGAGCAAAGUGCUGAAGAAGCUCGAAGACUUAUUGAAAAGGAAGUUGCUGAGAAGAACAAAGAAAUUGAAAAAGUACGCAUAGAAAUGCAACAGAACGAGGAUGUUUUUGAACUACUGGAAAAGAAAUACAACGAUCAGCACAACAAAGUUAUGAAAAUGAAUGAGUCUUUGCGUGAAUACGAAAGAAAACUGGACCAGAUGGAUAUGGAGAAAGAAGAACUGCACAAGGAGAUCAAAAAGUUGCGUGAAUUGUUCGAGAGAGAAAAAACGCUCAGGGAAGCGAAAGAAAUAGAAUGUGAAGAGAAUGCGGCACUUGUAGCAGAACUUGAAGGGAGAAUCGCCAGAUUAACAGAAGAUGCUGAUUCGUGGAAGACUAAACUUGAAAACGCAAUAUUAGAAGCAGAAACAGAGAAGUCACGAGCGAAAAAGCAGAUCGAUACCGUUGCUGAACUACAAAGAACGAUAUCGGAGUUGAACGAUCGUAUAGCUAAACAUGACUCGAUUUUGUUGGAGGAGAAGAAUUUGAGGCGUAAAUUAGAAAGAGAACAGGAACGAGCUGUGGACGAUCAUGCACAUGCGCAAGGAGCAUUAGCAAAACUGCAGCAAAAAUACGAUGUUUUGAAGGAAGAAUGUCGUCGCAAGGACCAUCAAAUCAGUAAACUCGAAAAGAAACUCGUAGACAAGGAGGUGGUGAUGGCCGAGUGCAUGCGUGAACUGAAAGAACAACACAAGACUAGAGUGACAGAGCUUGAAGAAAAAUUGGCAGAAAUUAAGAAGAAAAACUUGAAGUUGGAAUCUGAAAACAACAUGCAAAAGUUGAAACUGGAGACGAACUUCGAGCGUGAAUCAUCUGUGGAUUCUGACUACGGCAGUCACAAGAGGUCACAUUAUUAUCCAACGUCAUAUGAUGGAUGGAGAGGACGUAGCAGUUCCGGCCGUUUGUCCAAUACUGGUCGUCAGUACUCACUCACAUCACUGUCCUCAUUUACCUCCGUAAGAACAUUGAACAGACGAAUGACGGAUUCAGAAAUGAGCAGCUCGUUGUAUUCACAAAGACGCAGCGGUAGAUUGGAUUCACAGUACGAUUUGUCAAAUUGCGGUAUACAACGUGCACCUUCUACAAGCAAUUUGAUGGAGAAAGAACGGAAAAUUGCAGAUCUGGAACGGCAACUUGCACAGGCGCAUACUGAACAACAGCUUAUGAAGAGGAACCUGGAAGCGUACAAGACUAAUCUCGGAUCAGUUGAACAAGAGAAGGAAUCGCUCAUUAGACAACAUCAUAACGCUGUAGCAACUUCGGAAGAACUACGUAGACAAUUGGAAGCCGCCGAAUCAGCAGCUGAUGGGUUGGCUGAACGACUCAAACGAGCACAAGCCGAUGCAGAAAUUUGGAAACGAAAACAUGAGGAAGCGGUGCAAGAGGCAAAGAGUGACAUUCUGAACGAAAGGAAACGUACAGCCGAAAAGCUUGCUGCUGUUCAAGCGAGUAGCGCCAAACUCGCAGAGAAGCGUGGAGUUAGCGAAACCGAGCGUGAGCAGUUGCGAUCAGAUUUGGCACGAACUCAAGUUCAACUGGAUCGAGCGCUGAACACUAUUCGAGAACUCGAGGGAAGUGUGCAAUCACAGGAAGCACUAGGCGGUACACUAGAAGCUCAAUAUCGUAGUGCUUUGAUGGAAUUGGAAAAUGCAAGGGAUGAGAAUUGUGCGCUUAAGGCAAAGAUACGCAGGCAGUACAAACAGAUAGAGUUACUGACACAACAAGAUGAGACGAACAGCGCGAUGAACACGUUCAGUAACAAACUUGAGAAAAUGGAUAUGAAGGAAGGGUAG